Messenger RNA from Vicia faba (fava bean), 648 nucleotides. Lineage: Eukaryota; Viridiplantae; Streptophyta; Magnoliopsida; Fabales; Fabaceae. The record is from the annotation of a GenBank genome assembly.
AUGCAUCACCAUAAAUGUGUGCUUUUAGACUCUCAAGGUUCUGGGAAUAAUCGGAAAAUAACCACAUUUAUCGGUGGUCUGGAUCUAUGUGAUCGCAGAGAUGAUACACCUGAGCAUAGGAUUUUUCAUGAUCUUGAUACUGUCUUUCAUAAUGAUUUUCAUAAUCCUACUUUUCAAGCUGGGAUUGAUCGUCACUGGUGUAAAGCGGAGUCGGAGACAGCAGAGCACGUGCCGCUGCUGUGCAAUAAGAGCAUUCAGACUUGGCAAAAUCUGGACAGUCGAGACACAGCGCAUGCAAUGCUGCUAAAUAGAAACAUUUGGACAGAAAAUCUUUCACAUAUUAAAGGCACUGUCAAAGUAGGAAUAGUCAGGUGCAACAUAAAAUGGCAACGUCCUCCUCAAAAUUAUAUAAGUGCAAAGUUGAUGUCUCGUUCUCAAAGUACCACACCAGUGUAUGGGAAGGAGUUGGUUAUGUUCCUGGGAGCCAAAACUGCACGGCUGCAACCAGUUAUGACAGUUGAUAUCAAAGAAUUAGGCAUGUUAGCAGCGUUGGAGUCAGUGCGAGAGCUGGCCUUUAAGCAAGUUGUUUUGUACGUGGAUUCUAAAAGGGAUGUGGAAACUUUCAGCUCGGCUAUGCCUGGAUUAUAA